This is a messenger RNA of Microtus ochrogaster (prairie vole), 1569 nucleotides long. RefSeq names its product HORMA domain containing 1 (gene Hormad1). The transcript is spliced from 13 exons. The coding region runs from base 43 to 1161 and encodes 372 amino acids. NCBI's taxonomy places the organism in Eukaryota, Metazoa, Chordata, Mammalia, Rodentia, Cricetidae. The record is from RefSeq and is a predicted model, not a curated record.
AAGGUCAAAGGGCGAGCCACGUGCCCGAGACAGUUGAGGCGCAUGCGCAGAGCCCACGCGUUGAAGCUGAAGCGACUGUCGUGCACCGCGCCUCAUCUUGUCGUCGUUGCCCGGUCUCUCAGGCUUUGCAAAACAUUUUCUUGGAAGAUGGCCACUAUGCAGUUGCGGAGGACAACUUCCAUGAGUGCAUUGGUAUUUCCCAGUAAGAUAGCAACUGAGCAUCAGUCUUUGAUGUUUGUGAAGAGGCUCCUAGCCGUUUCCGUAUCCUGCAUCACCUAUUUGAGAGGGAUAUUUCCAGAACGUGCUUAUGGGACAAGAUACCUGGAUGAUCUUUGUGUCAGAAUUCUAAAAGAAGAUAAAAAUUGUCCAGGUUCUUCACAGUUAGUGAAGUGGAUGCUAGGAUCCUAUGAUGCUUUACAGAAGAAAUACCUACGGAUGAUCAUUCUAGCUGUAUACACCAAUCCAGAAAAUCCUCAGACAAUUUCAGAAUGUUACCAGUUUAAGUUCAAAUACACCAAAAAUGGACCAAUCAUGGACUUUAUAAGCAAAAAUCAAAACAAUAAAUCUAGUACAACAUCUGCUGAAACCAAGAAAGCAAGUAUUCUCCUAAUUCGGAAGAUUUAUGUCCUAAUGCAAAAUCUAGAACCUUUACCUAAUGAUGUUUGUUUGACCAUGAAACUUUUUUACUAUGAUGAAGUUACUCCCCCAGAUUACCAACCUCCAGGUUUUAAGGAUGGUGAUAGUGAAGGAAUAAUAUUUGGUGGGAACCCUACAUACUUAAAUGUGGGAGAAGUCCCAACACCUUUUCACACCUUCAGAUUAAAAGUGACCACUGAGAAAGAACGAAUGGAAAAUAUUGAUUCAACCAUAUUAACACCAAAACAAUCAAAAAUACCAUUUCGAAAAAUUCUAAUGGACAAAGAUGAUGUAGAAGAUGACAAUCAUAAUAAUUUUGACAUUAAAAAUAAAAUGGAUGAACAGAAAGAAAACUUGGGAGCUUCUGAAGAGGUAAAUGGAAAUCAGCAAGUACAAACUUCUAAAGAAAAUCGAAAGAGAAGUCUUCGUCAACCUGGGAAAACAGUCCUUCAUCUCUUGGAAUCUUCUAGUCAAGAGUCAGUGACAAAAAGAAAGAGAGUUAGUGAACCAAAGGAACACACCUAAAACUUAUUUUUCUUAUGCAGACUUGCAGGCUCAACAUUUAAACAAAACAUGCUGUAUUAUCAUUUGAAGAUAUACUUUCUGUAUCUCUGAAAAUUAUUUUGUGGUUCACACAGUUAUUGCACUAAUUAAAGUUUUAACUAUUAUAUCGUGUUUACCUGAGCUAAAUCCAAGGGAACUUCUGACUAAACCUAAGUCCAAAUGUCACCACUGAUUCUGCUCAUUAUCCGCUGAAUACAUCCUGCCUUCCAUUUUUAAAGAAAGCUUUUUAAAACUAUGUAUCCUUUUAAGGCUCUCUAAAAACCAUUUCUGAAAUGUUUAUUCUGGCAUUAAAAUUUUGUAAGGAUUAACUUUUUACUUAUGUUGAAACUAUCAUUUAAUUGGUGUUAUUAAAAUAAUGUUUGGUAUUUU